Messenger RNA from Suncus etruscus (white-toothed pygmy shrew), 2294 nucleotides. It is a transcript of the gene DDAH1, whose product is annotated as dimethylarginine dimethylaminohydrolase 1. Gene Ontology annotation, molecular function: amino acid binding; dimethylargininase activity. The record is from RefSeq and is a predicted model, not a curated record. NCBI's taxonomy places the organism in Eukaryota, Metazoa, Chordata, Mammalia, Eulipotyphla, Soricidae. The transcript is spliced from 6 exons. Gene Ontology annotation, biological process: positive regulation of nitric oxide biosynthetic process; arginine metabolic process. Bases 78 to 935 code for a protein of 285 amino acids.
CGGGCUCCCGCCGCACCGCAUUCACCCGCUGCCCAGGCGAGAGGCGCCGCGCGCUGCCCGCCCAGGACCCCCGAGCGAUGGCCACGCUGAGCCACCCGUCCGCCUUCGGCCGGGCCACGCACGCCGUGGUGCGCUCCCCGCCCGAGUCCCUGUGCCGCCACGCGCUGCGGAGCACGCAGGGCAGCGAGGUGGACUUCGCCCGCGUCGAGCGGCAGCACCAGCUCUACGUGGGCGUGCUGGGCAGCAAGCUGGGGCUGCAGGUGAUGGAGCUGCCGGCCGACGAGAGCCUGCCGGACUGCGCCUUCGUGGAGGACGUGGCCGUGGUGUGCGAGGAGACGGCCCUGCUCACCCGGCCCGGGGCGCCCAGCCGCAGGAAGGAGGUUGAUAUGAUGAAGGAAGCAUUAGAAAAACUUCAGAUCAAUAUAGUAGAAAUGAAAGAUGAAAAUGCAACAUUGGAUGGUGGAGAUGUCUUAUUCACAGGCAGAGAAUUUUUUGUGGGACUUUCCAAAAGGACCAAUCAACGAGGUGCUGAAAUAUUGGCUGAUACCUUUAAGGACUAUGCAGUCUCCACAGUACCCGUAAUUGACGCUUUGCAUUUGAAGAGUUUCUGCAGCAUGGCUGGGCCUAAUUUAAUUGCAAUUGGAUCCAGUGAAUCUGCACAAAAGGCUCUCAAGAUUAUGCAACAGAUGAGUGACCAUCGCUACGACAAACUCACCGUGCCUGAUGACAUGGCUGCAAACUGUAUAUAUUUAAAUAUUCCCAGCAAAGGCCAUGUCCUGCUACACAGAACCCCAGAAGAGUAUCCAGAAAGUGUAAAGGUUUUUGAAAAGCUGAAGGACCAUAUGCUUAUACCCGUGAGCAAUUCUGAACUGGAAAAGGUGGAUGGGCUGCUCACAUGCAGCUCAAUUUUAAUUAACAAGAAGGUGGACUCCUGAGUUGCAGUACCUUCCUGUAGCUGGCAGGACUGCACUCACCAGGUCAAUAACUCUACCCACUCCUGUUGUUUUUGUUGACAAUCUACUGUGCCACUGUGCUACUAACUGGUUUACAAGUUUCAUUCUCUAUUUAAUUCCUUUCUUCUAUACCUCCCUUUCUCCCCUGGAGUUUGUACCUAAGCUAUGAGUUUGUUGUAGGAAUUCAGCAAUGUAGAUAAUAGAGAGCUAAUGAAUUAUUGAAAUGUGAUUAAUAAUAGUAAGGAAACACUCGUUUCCAAGUCUAUCUUAAUGUGAAGAUCCUUUAGUUGCCAGACUAUUCUGAAAUGUCUCCUUGAUCAGUCAGAUUAGCUGGGGCUUCUUUCUCUGUUUCAUUAGUUAUCAUUGGUUCCUGGAAAAUUCCUUGGCCCAUGAAUCUUCACUCAUUCUCUCUUAUUCCCUUCUAAAACAUUUCCUCCUGUUCUUUUCCUUUUGCCUUUCCUACUUCUAUCAAAUCACCUUAAUCUUGGAUAAAACCAAGGUUCUUGCCUUGUGGAUACCUUUCUGUGGGUCCACCCUGUCUUCAUCAGUCCCCUUUGCCUCACAGAGACAUCUUUAUCACCACUCUCACUCUUCCUCAGAGAGGCAAAUAACCCCUCAGAAGAACCAGGACUAAAGUCAGAGCAGUUUUAAGGGGAGAGUUGAGUUACACAGAAGCCCAUGCUGAUGGGAUUCACCCCAAGAUCUAAAUUUUAGAAGAAAUAGUUACCACCUCCAAGAAGAUAAAUUCAUGAUGAUAACUUAUUUAUGUAGGGGACCAGACAUCAAAAAACUUGAAUUCACCCCCUUAGGUACGCCAUCUUAGAUUUUGUCACAUUUCAAACCUUUUGCUUCAUCGUUAGUCAUAUACAGAAUUUUGAGAGGACACAAUUCUUUUUCUUCAGCUCACUUUUAUUCUUCUCCCUACUCUUACAAUAUGAUCCACCCAAUUUCCAACCUUCUAUCCCCUACAGUUAAUCUGGUCUAACAAAAUUAUUUUAUUUCAAAAGAUACAUGUCAAAAAAUGAUUAUUGAUGGCCUAAUAUGAAUCAAAUGGAACAUGUUUGAGAAAUGAUUGACUUGGUGCUUGAAACCAGCUGUAGACAAUGAACAGUUCUGCUUUGAAACAUUCAUGAGUAUUUCUUGUGGAAUUCAAUUAAACCUUAUUUUUCCUUCUCCUGUCUUCACAUUCCAGAACUCUUAAACUAAUACAGUUCUUACAAAGAAGAAUGAUGCCAUCAAAGAAGUGAUCAUUGUCUUUGACUUAAACUUGAAAAAACUCAUCUUUUUUCACAUGGAAUGGUACUUUCCAAUGAAUAAAACUGAUCCAGACAUGUUAUCAAA